Messenger RNA from Cucumis melo (muskmelon), 938 nucleotides. Its product is annotated as pterocarpan synthase 1. The coding region runs from base 215 to 760 and encodes 181 amino acids. The transcript has a single exon. The record is from RefSeq and is a predicted model, not a curated record. NCBI's taxonomy places the organism in Eukaryota, Viridiplantae, Streptophyta, Magnoliopsida, Cucurbitales, Cucurbitaceae.
CUUUUAGAUGAUUGACCUUUACAAGAGGCAAUUUCUUGAAAUAGUCACCGUCAAGAACUCAAUGUAUUGGGGGCGAUGGAUUAGGUACUAAAGCUUAAGAUUGAAUUAGUUGACCUAAACUUUUAAACAGGGUGGACGAGCUAUAUGUAUCAAUUGGCUACUUCAUUAUCAAUACAUAAAUGUACUUUUUCUUAAGAAGGUCUUUCAAUGCGUGAUGAAGAAUAGGAUUAUAUUCUGCGCUGCAAUCUGCUUGGCCUUCCUAGCUGUUAUUCUCCUGGCAGUGCUCUCGCCAGUAUCUCACAAAAAGCAGGCCAAGCACGACAGAAAGCCCCAGUGGACAGACUUAUCCCUCUAUAUCCAACGACCACGUUCUAAAGCAAAUGCCAGACCUAACAAUAUGCAGCCUGUAACAGUACCAGAUUCUGGAGUUUUUUUCUUCCGACGAAUGCUCACUAAGGGGCCUGAGAACACUUCCCAAAUUGUUGGAAACGCUCAAGGUAUCAUCAUCCCUAGCGAACAAUUUGCUCGCUCGUCAUUCAAUAUCAUCUAUUUGAGUUUUGACACACCUGAAUAUUCGGGGAGUUUGGGUGUCCAUGCCAAACAUAUUGGGCAUGAGAAUAGAGAAGAAAUGACAGUGGUUGGGGGGACAGGCUCCUUUGCUUUUGCACAAGGCGUAGCUAUUUUUCUUCAGACAGAGAGGCAGACAUUGAAUACCGAUACAUCUUAUCAUCUAAAGCUUCAACUUCAAUUCCCCAAAUGAUAAUGAUAGUUCUAAGUAGUCCCACAUGCUGCUUCGUUGUUUGAUGAUUUGUAAUAAAGCACAAUUUUGUGUACCACUGAGGAAGCAUCCUCCGCAUUCCAGUUGUAAAAACUGAGUAAGAUAUACAUUGUUGUUCGAAUAAAGACUAAUGAAACUUGAGAUGCCAUUUAUCUUUUUA